GAGAGUGUGUGUGCGAGAGAGUUUGUGCGUGUGCACCUGCGGACAUGAUCGUUUCGUGGCUCUGACUGCAGCUCCCGACCCCGACCGGACGCACAAGAACCGCACACCCGACGCUCCGAGCCAUGGACCCAGCAGAGACAACCCCCGCCGACCAAGGAGCGCAGCUUCUGGACAUCAGCGCCUGCUCGCCCGCUCCGCAACCCGGAGGUGAGCCCGUCCAGCUGGUGAAGCCGCCCUACUCAUACGUGGCUCUCAUCGCCAUGGCCAUUAAGGACAGCCCGGAUAAGAGACAGACCCUGAGCGGCAUCUACAGCUACAUCCUCUCCAAGUUCCCUUUCUACGAGAAGAACAAGAAAGGCUGGCAGAACAGCAUACGGCACAAUCUGUCUCUGAAUGAGUGCUUCGUUAAAGUCCGCCGGGAGAGCGGAGGGGACAAGAAGGGCAACUACUGGAUGUUGGACCCGGCCUUCCACGAGAUGUUCGAGAGGGGGAACUACCGGCGGCGGAGGAGGGUGAGGAGACCCUACGCACCCCCCGCGCCUUACCUGGAGUACCCCGAGCCGCUCUACCUGCCUCACUACGUGAGCAGCUCCUGGGGUGUGCGUCAGCCACAGCCCGGCUCGUCCCAGGUCAUCACCGGACACACCCGCUGCUUGUCCCCGGUGAGUUCGUACUGCCCUCCCCCGCACUUCCAGCACCCUCCCUACGGCGCCUUCCACUGCCACCUGCCCUCCGUGCUGGUGCCCCACAACGCCUGCCCCUACGGCGGAGUCACGCAGCCGAUGAGCCCCGACGGAGGCACCGUGUCCGUGGGGUGCAACUACCAGCAGUUCACCUCCUACUCAAGACAAGCGGAGCCGCAGGUCGCCCUCUCGUUUGACCAUUAGAGUUUUGAUCUGAUCGGAUUAUUUGACAGCCAGUUCACAGACUCUGAGUUCAUCUGUUUCACCAUUUCAGUUCAGCUGUCAGGUUCAACCAGAACUGUUCCUUUGACAAGGUGUGGGCUAAAUCUGUUGACUGUGAAACUGUUUCAUACGUUUUUUGAGAACUUCUCUACACUUUCACUUAUCCAGAAUUACUGCCAGAGUUCAUUGCACAGUGUGAACUGCAGAAGGCAGUGUCUUUGUGUCUGAGGCUCAGUUUAUUCCUUAGUUUGCAACCAAAUAAAUGGUUUUUAUUUUAUUUUAUA
This is a messenger RNA of Paralichthys olivaceus (Japanese flounder), 1189 nucleotides long. RefSeq names its product forkhead box L2-like (gene foxl2l). Gene Ontology annotation, molecular function: DNA-binding transcription factor activity, RNA polymerase II-specific; RNA polymerase II cis-regulatory region sequence-specific DNA binding. Gene Ontology annotation, biological process: anatomical structure morphogenesis; regulation of transcription by RNA polymerase II; cell differentiation. NCBI's taxonomy places the organism in Eukaryota, Metazoa, Chordata, Actinopteri, Pleuronectiformes, Paralichthyidae. The record is from RefSeq and is a predicted model, not a curated record.